Molecule: messenger RNA, 2004 nt
Organism: Epinephelus lanceolatus (giant grouper)
Lineage: Eukaryota; Metazoa; Chordata; Actinopteri; Perciformes; Serranidae
Gene: pof1b
Product: POF1B actin binding protein
Biological process (GO): epithelial cell morphogenesis; actin filament organization; bicellular tight junction assembly
Cellular component (GO): adherens junction; bicellular tight junction; actin filament
Molecular function (GO): actin filament binding
Source: RefSeq, a predicted model, not a curated record
UCGCAGGCAGAGCGACCUCCCUCUGUAGUUGGGUCUUCCUCUCCAUUGAAGAACUCCUCCAACCGGACUUUCCUCUCCAGUUUGCCCAGCAGAGAAGGAAGUUACACCGGGGGAACUCAGCUCUCCGUCGCGCCACCGCUGAAGGAAAAACUACCUGCGUGGUUUCGUCCCGCAGCGACUUCCUCGCUUUGAGAACUUCCAACUUUCUGCGGUUGUUGUUUUCCUCUCUCUCCGGGUUUUGUGGGGGGUCUGAGCUGAUCCACCAAGAUGUCCGUCUCGAGCCAGAAGAAGACGACGACGACGACCUACCGGACCGUGAACGUGGCCUCUCCGGAGCCGGUGACCAGCACGGUGAUCUCGGCCGCACCGGUGUCCCCGUUGCCGUACGCGAUGAACGGCUCCUACGAGACGGUGCGUUACCUGGUCCCGAUGCAACAGGCCAUCCAGCAGCCGUCCUACAUCCUCAUGCAGCAGCCCAUGGUGCAGCAGAUGGUGUCCCCGGUGUACCUGCACAGCAUGCCGCACCUGAGCGUCAGCAGCCAGGAGUCCACCGAUCUCAUGUACCAGCAGCAGAGCACGGUAGAAAGCAUCAGCGGGAAGUCUUCAUCAGUGUUCAGCCAGUCGUCCAGUCCCAUCAAGAGCCCUGAGCCGAGUGCCGAGGAGGAGGAGGAAGAGGAGGUGGAGGAGGAGGAGGAGGAAGACGUAGAAGAAGAGGAAGAUGGGGAGACAGUGGAGGUGGAAGAGGUGGAGGUUGUGAACGUCAUACAGCAGAGGGCAGCACCGCCACCGGCAAUAGAGAAAAUCUCCAGGACGGAGGUGAGAACCGAGGUGAGGGAAGUGCCCCAGCCGGCUAAGAUGGACACGCGUUACUUCGGCGAGCUGCUGGCCGACGUCUACAGGAAGAACUGCGACAUCCACUCCUGCAUCUCCGAGCACGUGUCCAAGAUCCGUGGAAAGAAACACCAGCUGGACCCCAGCAAUGACUACAAGGUGGAGAGAGAGGAGGUGGAGGCUUUGCUUCCUAAAGGAGCCACUGAACUGACCAAACAGCAAAUCCGCUACCUGCUGCAGACUCGUCUCACUGCAGAUAAGAGCAUGCGUCUACUGCUGUCCACCUUCAGCAGUCUGAGAGAGGAGCUCCUCCACAUGUCCGAGGACCUGCGGCGUCUGGAGAGCGAGAAGGAGGGUUUGGAGAGAGAUCUGAGCUUCAAAGCCGACCAGGCUAAGCAGUAUGACUGCCUCCUGGAGGCCGUGCGAGAAAAAAACAGACAGCUCCAGGUGUCCCUGAAGGAAACCACGGCCACCCAGCGUUCCCUGGAGAGCCAGCUCCUGAGCAGCAAAAACAACAACUCGAGCCGCGACUUCAAGAUCAAAGAGAUGGAGGGGAGGAUGAGGGCGCUGGAGAAGGAGAACGAGAUGCUCCGACAGAAGCUGGCAGGCCAAGGCAGCAGCACCACCCUGCACAUCAAGACAGAGGAGCUGUCCCGUCAGUACAAAGACCAGCUGAGCUCCAUGAAACAAGAGAAGGACGCAGAGAUCCAGAGGCUCAAGAACCAGAUAACGAAGAUCACGACAACGACCACCACCAGCGAGAAGUCAUCCUCAGAAAAGAGUCUCCAGCUGAAGAUCUCAGAGCUGCUCGGCAUGUUGGAGCAGCGGCAGACCACCAUCACCCGACAGGAGGAGGAGAUCAGGAAGCUGAUGCAAGAGAGGAACGACAGCUCCAAGAGCCAAGUCACCAAGACCAUCAUCACCAAGAGGUACAGGAACCAGUACCCCAUCCUCGGUCUGCUGAGCGACGACUACCAGGUCACCUCGCCCGUCAAAGAAGCCAAGACCAUCGUCAUCGAGAGAACUGGAGAGAUGAUCAAACAGGAAUGAUUGAACGACAAGAAGACCCAGACGUCACCGCCCUCCCACCCCGCAUGCUCCUCCCCCUCUCCUCCUCCCCCUCCCCUCCUCCCCCUCCCCUCCUCCCCUGCCUCAUCCUCAGGGCUCCCAGGG